This is a messenger RNA of Frankliniella occidentalis (western flower thrips), 655 nucleotides long. Its product is annotated as ATP-binding cassette sub-family C member 4-like. The record is from RefSeq and is a predicted model, not a curated record. Gene Ontology annotation, cellular component: membrane. The coding region runs from base 119 to 640 and encodes 173 amino acids. Lineage: Eukaryota; Metazoa; Arthropoda; Insecta; Thysanoptera; Thripidae. The transcript has 3 exons. Gene Ontology annotation, molecular function: ATP binding; ABC-type transporter activity. Gene Ontology annotation, biological process: transmembrane transport.
UUCCUUGUGUGCUUCUUUCACGGGCAAGGCCACGCGGCUCAGCCGGACAGCGCUGGGCGAGACGGCGUCCGGACAGGUGGUCAACCUGCUGAGCAACGACGUCAGCCGCUUCGACAUCAUGGCCAUCUUCCUCAACCAUCUGUGGAUAGACCCCACGCUCACCCUCAUCAUCGCGUACCUGUUGUACGCGCAGGUCGGCUGGUCGGCCUUCGUCGGCAUCGGGGCCGUGUUCAUCGUCGUGCCACUGCAGUCCUACACCGGCGGCCUCUCGUCCAAGUUCCGGCACCGGAUCGCGCUGAGGACCGACAAGCGCGUCCGCCUCAUGGACGAGAUCGUCAACGGCGUGCAGGUCAUCAAGAUGUACGCGUGGGAGAAGCCCUUCAACAAGCUCAUCUCGGAGGCGCGACGCGACGAGAUCAAGGAGCUGCUCAAAGUGUACAUGGUGCGCGGCGUGUUCAUGACCUUCAUGAUGUUCACCACGCGCGUCGCCCUGUUCUCCACACUCGUCACGUACGCACUGUCGGGCGACCCGCUCAAGGCGUCAUUCGUAAGUAGACAGCUCUGUUCAGACAAAAGGGGGGAAACGAGGAGGCGUGCCCCAUAUUCGCACAGCACGCAAAACAAGCGUUUGCUAACAUAGCUAAGAAAAAGUUUG